Helianthus annuus (common sunflower) is the source of this 735-nucleotide messenger RNA. RefSeq lists its product as uncharacterized. The record is from RefSeq and is a predicted model, not a curated record. NCBI's taxonomy places the organism in Eukaryota, Viridiplantae, Streptophyta, Magnoliopsida, Asterales, Asteraceae. Bases 1 to 735 code for a protein of 244 amino acids. The transcript has a single exon.
AUGGAUUCUUCAAGUUCAAGCGAUUCGUAUGAUAAAUUUGUUUUGUCAUCCUCAUCGGACGACGGGGCGAAAUUAAUAUUAUUAGUAGUGAUGAUGGUGAUGAAAGCUAUUGUUGAAGUUGAAGUUGCAGAUGAAGGGACUUCCCAACCCCAACCCAAACGGAGGAAGUAUAUUGUUCGUGAACGCGAAACCUCGAAUGAUUUGCUGGUAAGCGAUUAUUUCUCACGUGAACCAACGCAUGAUAAAAGAAUGUUUAGGCAUCGAUUUCGUAUGAGUAAGAAUUUAUUUUUAAGAGUAUCAAAGGAUUUGGAGGAUACUUAUGCUUUUUUCCGACAAAGAUCUGAUGCGCGUGGUAAUUUAGGAUUUACCACGUGGCAAAAGGUUACGACCGCCCUAAGACAAUUGGCUUAUAGCAAUAGUUCCGACAUAAUGGACGACUAUUUAAGAAUGUCGGCACGAGUGGCUAGGGAAAGUCUUCACGAUUUUUGUGUGUUUGUCAUUGAACUAUAUAUGAAAAGAUAUUUGAGAAAACCGACGUUUAGUGAUGAUAUGCAACAAAUUUUAGAACAUUACACUGAAUAUCAUGGUCUCCCUGGGAUGAUUGGUAGUUUAAACUGUAUGAAAUGGUGGUGGGAAAUUUGUCCAACUGCAUGCCAAGGCUCUCACACACGUGGAUAUCAUGGAAUGCUGGCUAUGAUGCUUAAAGUGGUUGCAUCACAAGAUCUUUGGAUCUAG